AUGUCCUCUUCUAACUGUGGCUCUGCUAGCUCGGGAGGUUACCGCUCCCCUCAUCUCGCCACUGCUCUGUUAGAGGCUGCUAAGGUUCACAUGAGAGAUCCUAAUAAUCAGCUUCACAUAAUUAAAAAUUUGAAGAUUGCUGUCAACAACAUUAUUACUCGCCCACCUCAGCCCGGUGCCAUUCGGAAACUUUUGAAUGAUGUUGUGUCUGUCAGUCAGCCUGCUGAAGGACUAGUAGCUAAUGUGAUCACAGCUGGAGAUUAUGAUCUCAACAUUAGUGCUACUACUCCUUGGUUUGAGUCUUACAGAGAGUGCUUUCUUCAGUCCAUGCCUGCAUCAGAUCAUGAAUUCUUAAACCACUAUGUUGCAUGUAUGCUUGUAGUUUCUUCUAGUGAACCAGAGCCUGUGGAGCAAUUUCUGAAGCUGUCUCAAGAACAACAUCGAAUUCAGCAUAGUAGUGAAUACGUAUUUCCCAAGUGGUUUAUACCAAACACGCUCAAGUACUAUGUGUUACUGCAUGAUGUGAGCACAGGAGAAGAACAAAGAGCUGACUCAAUUUAUGAAGAGAUGAAGCAGAGAUAUGGAACUCAGGGUUGCUAUUUACUGAAAAUAAAUUCUCGGGUGUCUAAUAGAGGAACAGAUGAACAGAUACCAGAUCCUUGGAGUCAAUACCUUCAGAAAAACACUAUUCAGAACCAGGAUUGCUAUGAAGAUUUUCCUUAUACUGUCAUUUCAAACAAGAAUACUGAUCACUUGAUAUCAGAUGGCUUAGACAGUGAAAUUAAAGAUGGCUUGUCAAAUAACUUUAAGACUCAUCCACUUCAACUGGAUCAUCCCAGUGGCAGUUUGGAUGGCACAGAUUACAUGAAGGCUACUGCAUCAUUGCAAGACUCGAAGAAAUUAAAUUCUGGAACUCCUCAUGGUGCUUGUUUAACACUCACAGAUCACGAUCGAAUUAGACAGUUCAUACAGGAAUUCACAUUUAGGGGACUUUUGCCACAUAUAGAGAAGACAAUUCGGCAACUUAAUGAUCAGUUAAUAUCCAGGAAGGGCUUGAGUCGAUCACUGUUUUCCGCUACUAAAAAAUGGUUUGGUGGCAGCAAGGUUCCAGAGAAAAGUGUGAAUGAACUGAAGAAUACUUCUGGUUUGCUGUAUCCACCAGAAGCACCAGAGCUUCAAAUCCGGAAAAUGGCAGACUUGUGCUUUUUGGUGCAACACUAUGAACUUGCGUAUAGCUGUUACCAUACAGCAAAGAAAGACUUCUUAAAUGAUCAGGCAAUGCUUUAUGCAGCUGGAGCACUGGAAAUGGCAGCUGUAUCAGCCUUUCUUCAGCCUGGAGCUCCUAGACCGUAUCCUGCUCACUAUAUGGAGACAGCCAUUCAGACCUAUCGAGAUAUCUGCAAGAACAUGGUUCUGGCUGAACGCUGUGUGCUGCUUAGUGCUGAAAUCUUAAAGAGUCAAAGCAAAUAUUCAGAGGCAGCGGCUCUUCUGAUUCGCUUAACCAGUGAGGAUUCAGAUCUUCGCAGUGCACUUCUGUUGGAGCAGGCAGCCCAUUGCUUUAUAAACAUGAAAAGUCCCAUGGUUAGAAAAUUUGCAUUUCAUAUGAUAUUGGCUGGCCAUAGGUUUAGUAAAGCAGGCCAGAAGAAACACGCCUUACGUUGCUAUUGUCAAGCCAUGCAGGUUUACAAAGGGAAAGGCUGGUCUCUUGCAGAAGACCAUAUUAACUUCACUAUUGGUCGCCAGUCCUUUACGCUUCGUCAGCUUGACAAUGCUGUGUCUGCCUUCAGGCAUAUUUUGAUCAAUGACAGUAAACAACCUCCAGCUCAGCAAGGAGCUUUUUUAAGAGAAUAUCUUUAUGUUUAUAAGAAUGUAACCCAGCUAUCACCUGAUGGUCCCUUACCACAGCUUCCUUUACCAUAUAUUAACAGCUCAGCAACCCGUGUUUUCUUUGGGCAUGAUCGAAGACCAGCAGAAGGUGAAAAGCAGGCAGCAACGCAUGUAAGUCUGGAUCAGGAGUAUGACUCAGAAUCACAACAGCAGUGGAAGGAACUUGAGGAGCAGGUUGUUUCUGCAAUAAAUAAAGGAAUAAUACCUUCAAACUUCCAACCAACACAGUUCUGUUUAAAUCGCUACUCGGAUAAUUCCAGAUUUCCACUUGCUGUAAUAGAAGAACCAAUAACUGUAGAAGUGUCCUUCCGAAACCCGCUGAAAGUUCCGCUUCUUUUGACUGACCUUUCAUUGCUGUGGAAGUUUCAACCUAAAGACUUCAGUGCAAAGCAUGGUGGAGAAACAAAAGAGCUGGGAACAUGUGAAGAUGAUAUGAUAGGAACUGAAGCAAUAGAAGAAUUUUUAAUUAAUAGUGAGGAGACAAAAGUGGCAAGACUAAAGCUCUUUCCCCAUCAAACAGGGGAGCUACAUAUUCUGGGAGUCGUUUAUAAUCUUGGCACUGUUCAGGGUGGUGUGACAUUAGAUGGGAUAGAUCCUUCUAUUGGAUUACAGACAGGAAAGUUUGUCUCCAAUGGGUUAUCUGUACGAGGACGACAAGAUUUAGAAAUCCAAGGGCCUCGACUUAAUAACACAAAAGAGGAAAAAACAUCUAUUAAAUAUGGACCUGAUCGACGUUUAGAUCCCAUUAUUACAGAAGAAAUGCCUUUGUUGGAGGUGUUCUUUAUAAAUUUUCCUACAGGGCUUCUCUGUGGAGAAAUCAGAAAGGCAUAUGUAGAAUUUGUGAACGUAAGCAUGUGUCCUCUUACUGCACUGAAGGUUGUGUCCAAGCAUCCAGAAUUUUUUACUUUUGGUGGAAAUACUGCUGUUCUAACACCACUAAGUCCUUCAGCUUCUGAAAACUGUAGUGCUUACAAGACUGUUGUGACAGAUCCUACCUCUGUGCGCACAGCACUGCUGUCUUCAGCCUCUUCUGUGGACUUCGGGGUUGGCACAGGAGAUCAGCCUGAAGUAAUACAUGUCCCACUUCCUGACACUGUUCUUCUUCCUGGGGCUUCAGUGCAGCUGCCAAUGUGGCUACGGGGACCAGAUGAAGAAGGUGUUCAUGAAAUUAACUUUUUGUUUUACUAUGAAAGUAUUAAAAGACACUCAAAAAUGUGUCAUAGAGUAUUAAGGCACACUGCAGUUAUUUGUACUAGCCGGUCUCUCCAUAUUCGAGCUACUGUCUGCAGAAGUAAUGCACUUGAAGAUGAAGAAGGCAGAGGGGACAAUAUGUUGGUGUUUGUGGAUGUAGAAAAUACCAAUACUAGUGAGACUGGAGUUAAAGAAUUUCAUAUAGUGCAAGUUUCAAGUAACAGCAAGCACUGGAAGCUUCAAAAAUCUGUUAACAUCUCUGAAGACAAAGAUGCUAAACUUGCUAGUAGAGAAAGAGCGAAGUUAUGCUUUAAAGCAGUAAGAUGCAAAAACUCAGAAGAAAAUUACACAUUUGCAGACAUUGUCUUUGGAAAUGAACAGAUAAUAAGUUCAGCCAGUCCUUGUGCAGACUUUUUUUUUCAAAGCUUAUCCUCUGAAUUUAAAAGAACGCAUGUGCAAUCUCAUACUCAUGCAUCUCAAAGGGCUGUGAAACAAUCAUUUGAUGAGACGGUCAGAUUGAUACAAAAAUGCAGUGAAGUUGAUUUGAACAUUGUUGUACUGUGGAAGGCAUAUGUUGUGGAAGACAAUAAGCAGCUUAUUUUGGAGGGCCAGCAUCAUGUUGCCCUUAAUACAGUUGGGAAGGAGGCCUUUUCGUUUCCUCAGAAGCAGGGUUUUAAAAAAAUACUCGGGAAUUCUGAUUGGGAGGACUUGGAACAGGAAUUGCCAGAAGUGGUUCUCUUAAAGUUUUUUCGACCAGAAAACACACCAGUACCUGCAAAACCAACACCGGAGCAGCUUUCUAAUCUUAUCAAGACAAGUCUUCAUUAUCCCGAGUCUUUCAAUCAUUCUUUUCAUCAAAAAAGCCUCUGUCUGGUACCUGUCACUCUUCUACUUUCCAAUUGUUCCCAGGCAGUUGUAGAUGUGAUGAUUGAUUUGCGGCAUAAAACAACGAGCCCAGAAGCACUAGAAAUUCAUGGAUCUUUCACAUGGCUUGGGCAAACACAGUACAAGCUUCAACUGAAAAGCCAGGAGGUCUAUAGCUUGCAGCUGAAAGCUUGCUUUGUUCAUACAGGUGUCUAUAAUCUUGGAACCCCCAGAGUAUUUGCCAAGCUAGCGGACCAAGUUACUUUGUUUGAACCCCCCCCCAAAAGACAAAAUAAAUGGGAUUCUUUUCUUAUAUUGCUGGUUGACAUUUUGCUGCAGUUUUUUGAAAAUAGCACCUCAAACAUCUAA
This is a messenger RNA of Opisthocomus hoazin, 4311 nucleotides long. Lineage: Eukaryota; Metazoa; Chordata; Aves; Opisthocomiformes; Opisthocomidae. The record is from RefSeq and is a predicted model, not a curated record.